This is a messenger RNA of Hypomesus transpacificus, 3623 nucleotides long. Its product is annotated as trace amine-associated receptor 1. The transcript has 2 exons. The record is from RefSeq and is a predicted model, not a curated record. NCBI's taxonomy places the organism in Eukaryota, Metazoa, Chordata, Actinopteri, Osmeriformes, Osmeridae. Gene Ontology annotation, biological process: chemical synaptic transmission; regulation of appetite; adenylate cyclase-activating adrenergic receptor signaling pathway. The coding region runs from base 30 to 1271 and encodes 413 amino acids. Gene Ontology annotation, cellular component: plasma membrane. Gene Ontology annotation, molecular function: G protein-coupled serotonin receptor activity.
CUGUUUUUGUUUCACGUGAUUAGUGUUGCAUGCAUUUAUUAGAGACCCCUGCUCAGUCUUUCUCGUACUCCCAUAUUUCUCUCUCCAUCUCAAACGGAGAGACACAGAAGGGGACCAUACACCUAUGCCUUGAAGUGUGGUUUGGGGAAAGGAGAUGUGGAACAGCACUCUCACUCAUAGAUCUAGAUCAAGCCAUGGAUAACAGCAGCCUGGGCUGGCUGGGGGAAGGGAACGCUUCUCUCCUGAACGACUCGAAUUUGUGCGGCCGCUCAAGGCACCGGGCCUUCCGCGUGGCACUGUACGCCUUCCUUACGGUGGGCAUCGUCUGUACGGUGGUGGGAAACUUCCUGGUGGUGCUCGCAAUUGCCUACUUCAAGCAGCUACAGUCGCCCACUAACUCCUUUGUGAUGUCGCUAGCUGUGGCAGACUGCCUCGUGGGCUUGGUGGUGAUGCCCUACAGCAUGGUGCGGACAGUGGAGGGCUGCUGGCUCUUCGGCACCCUCUUCUGCAAGCUCCACUCCAGUCUGGAUGUCAUGCUUUGCACCGCCUCGAUAUUCCACCUUAGCUGCAUCGCCUUCGACCGCUACUACGCCGUCUGUAACCCGCUGGUCUACUCCCUCAAGAUGUCCCAGAGCCGUGUGGUGAUGCUCAUUGUGAUAUGCUGGGUAGUACCCAUCCUCAUCUCCUUUGGCCCCAUCCUGUUAGGUCUCCACAUGGUCGGCGUGGAUAUCCCCCUCCCCCCUGACGUGUGCAUCUUCCUAGUCAACCGUGUGUACGCUGUUAUGGCCUCCCUGGUGGCCUUCUACCUCCCCAUGGCCAUCAUGCUCGUGGCCUACUGGAAGAUCUACAAGGCAGCUAAGAGGCAGGCCAUGCAGAUCAGCGCCAUGGAGAGCCAGAUGGCGUCUGGAGUGGGAAAGGACUCCAGCAAGAAGCAGAGGCACCGCAACGCCAUGAGGAGGGAGAGGAAGGCUGCUAAGACCCUUGGGAUCAUCAUGGGGGUCUUCCUCCUCUUCUGGGUGCCCUUCUUCACCGUCAACAUCGUGGAUCCGUUCAUCAACUACUCCACCGCGGAGGUGAUCUGGGACAUCUUCCUUUGGUUGGGCUACGUCAACUCCUCCCUCAAUCCCUUCCUCUACGGGUUCUUUAAUCGCUCCUUCCGGAGGGCGUUCCUCAUGAUCAUGGGCUGUAGGCUCUGCCUGCCCGGGACUUCAGCCGGUAUGGACCUAUCACACUCUAGGAGAGAUGCCAACGAACGCACUGAGAACCAAUAGUGCAAAGAACUAGGUAGAAAAAGGUAUUUUACAAGGUUUAAAAACACAAUUUUAAAGUUACCCAAGAUUGUUCAAAUGCAGUUCACAGUACUGAAGAUGGUUCAGGGCAAACCAAAACAACCUUUAGCUACGGACGUUUGUCUCUUACAAAGAUGGUUUACACUUUCAACUUGAACUGUGUGCAGUAAAUUUGGUUAUCCAAAGGGAUCAUGUUUGUUCAAUGAUCAAGUUUUUGAAAGACAUAUUCACAUCAACAAUGUGAAAGAAACUUUCUGUUUGAUGGUUAAAAAGGGUGGAAAUGAACAUAAUGGAAACCCGGAAGCCCAAAUGACAGCGUGCAAAUAAACACACAAUUUGGGUCAGCAUUGCCAAGGCAAAAAUGUGAAUGCCCUCAAGUAAAUGUUGUUCUAGCUUUGUAAAUAAAUACAUUGUCAGUGUUGCUUUGUAUAAAAGCCUCAAUGUUCCAAAAUAAAUGUAUGUCAUGUCGGCUUGUUUGCACUUUGUCCUAAAUGGCUGCUACUGUUCUGGGCACAUUGUGUAUUCUUUAUUGGCUGAAAUUAUGAACAGGCCUAUACAAGAAAGUAUAACCUUUAAUUAAAUUAAUAUACUCUGUUUAAGUCAUCAUUGUACAGAGCACUUCCUGGAUUUCGAUUGAAGUAGGAAGCUUUUACUUUUAAUAACAAGCAAAUUGGAUUUGGAUCCAAUAUUUAAAGAACUGUGAGGCUUUAUUGCCCUAAAUUAGCCACACAACCUAGCUGCCUAUGCACAUAUUGUUUGUGUUUGUAUUACAAGCUGUGAUUGUUUUAAUUGUCCUCUACAACGUGAUUACAAGACUAUAUUUGAUGGAGGAAAUAGCUGGAGCCAAAAUAGAAUGUGAAAUAUGGUUAUGUUUUGAUUAAACCGUGCUUAUGAAAUGAUUAGUGCCUUUAGCUGAACAGACGGGGUCACACACUGGCACCAGUCCGUCCAGCCAUGGCAAGUAAGAAUAAUAUGGGAGAGAAUGAACCUCAGGAGACUGGGCCAGAAAGUGUGUAUGUGUGUGUGUGUGUAUGUGUGAAUGAGAGAGAGCAAAGGAAUAAAAAAAGGGUUUUGAUAACAAUGUGCAGAAGAGGAAGGAAAUGCAAUGGUUUGAGGAUGUCCUCUCUAAACCUCUUCGUAAAUACCUUUCUCACCUGCACUGUGACCUCACAUUUUGAAAGAGCAGAAAAACAGAUCAUGAAACAGAUCAUGAAACUAAAAAACGAUCUAAAAACAAAAUCAAGAGGUUGGUUAGAUGGUUAAGAAAACAGCCAUGUUUUCACAAUAUGUACUUCAAAUAGAAUACCAACCCAUUAUAUUUCUCUAUAUAUUUAUGGUAUCCAUCCAGCUUGUGAGUGAGACCCUGCUGAGUGCUUUAUGUUUACCCUCAGAGAGAUUCACUACACACACACACGCACACACAAACACACACACACACACACACCAUCCCACACGGGGUGUGCAUCACAGGUGGAUUACUCAUUCUGCAAAAGGAAGCAAACUCUCUCAGACAUCCUGGCAGCCAGACAUUCACACACAUCCCCACACAUCCCCACCCAAACACCCUAACACACACACACACUCAAAUCAACAAAUUGCAGCAAAGCACAACUUCUGCUUUGCCACAGGACCUUUCUUGUUCUUUUAAUUUCACCUACAGUAGUACGGAUGGUAGAGACAGAGGAGAAAGUAGAAUAAAAAGUAGCUUCAUCAGAAAUGAUUCUACUUCAAAUCAGCUCCGCCUCCACCUCCACCUGCUCAAAUGGAACAGAACUUCGACUUCAACAGAUCUCAGCUAAAAAUGUCUGGUAGGAAUGUAGCGGAAAAAUACUGCUCAGCCUCUCCCGUUCUGUGUAAUUAAUCGGACGAUAAGCAUCACGCUGCAUGGGUUGGGUUUUUUGAAAGAGGAAAAGGAUGUGGAAGGUAUUCGAAAGAGUGCUGGCUUGACACAACAGUGGAGUGAAGAAUUCGACAGUUUGGUCCUCUCCAGAACCCAGAAGAGCUUCUCCUCAACACCUUGAACAACACACUGUUAGACAGACUCCACUUGCACCUGUUGACGCGGUGUGAGCACUGCUUUGUAUCACGGUUUCCUUGUUUGUUUGCUGACUUGGCUCCUUGCCUGAUAAGGGAAUUUUGUCGCAACUGUUGCUGUUUAGCUGACUUGAGACUGAUCUAUUAAACUGACGUUUUUUCAUUCCUGUCUAGGUUCAAUGGAUGUUAUUAAUUAAAUGAGUAGCAUUUUGAAAAUUUCUAUACGGAAAUAUGUGAAGUAGAACAUACUGUCAUGCAUGACAACACAGCUUCUGCAAAACUUAAGCCAAAAACAACCAA